This is a messenger RNA of Melanotaenia boesemani (Boeseman's rainbowfish), 5072 nucleotides long. It is a transcript of the gene cited1, whose product is annotated as Cbp/p300-interacting transactivator, with Glu/Asp-rich carboxy-terminal domain, 1. Lineage: Eukaryota; Metazoa; Chordata; Actinopteri; Atheriniformes; Melanotaeniidae. Gene Ontology annotation, cellular component: nucleus. Gene Ontology annotation, biological process: regulation of DNA-templated transcription. The coding region runs from base 205 to 780 and encodes 191 amino acids. The record is from RefSeq and is a predicted model, not a curated record. The transcript is spliced from 2 exons.
AGGAGGAGGAGAGAGGCUCAAACUGCUUUUUAUUCAGCAACAAGCUCUGAGGAGCUGACAGACCAUCUGCAGUCGCUCUGUGGAUUUCAGCCUCUGACUCUCUGUGACUAACACCUCACCGGCUUUUAUUUCCACAACAAACUCUUGGACUUUGUUUGAAUCCAGCGCUGGGCUUUUUCUCACAGGCUCUGGGUUUUCCUGGUGAUGACCUCACUGCUGUUCCCUGGCAAGGCCCACGCUGCAAUGAAGGACCUGUCUUCCUCGUCUUCUCCACUCACCUCCCUUCUCCACUACCCUUCCUCCAAACCCUCCAUCGUCCCCUUCUCUCCGUCGACUGGUCCCACCUCUUCAUCUGGGGUAUCACUGUCAUCUGCUCCGCUCUCCAAACCGCAGCCUUUCUGCCUGCAGACGGGGCCUCAUCUCAUCGCCAGCAUGCAGCUGCAGAAGCUCAACUCACACUACCAGAACCUCGCCGGUGCCUCAGCCGGACAUCCACCAUCCAGCGGAGUUCAAAGGGGCUUCGGUGGCUCGCCCCUAGGCACAGGUAACCAGCUCCUGGGGCAGUCCGGAGGCCUUGGAGGUGGCGGCAUGGGCGUCGGUAUCAGCACGGGAAGCCAAAGUUCUGGCGCGGGUGGAAUUAUUGACUUUGACCCUGUGGAUGAGGAAGUUCUCAUGUCUCUGGUGGUGGAGCUGGGCUUGGACAGGGCCAACGAGCUGCCUGAACUCUGGCUGGGACAGAACGAGUUUGAUUUCAUAUCAGACGUGCCGGCUGGAUGCUGAUCUACGAAAAAGAUGCAGUGGAGCUGAUUGACAAAAAGAGAGAAGCCUUCUCUCCCCGUUUAGUUUUCCUCUGUCUUCCCGUUCUUGAUUGUGAUGCAUUGAGGAAACAGAAGAGACACUGAUGAAGAGAUUCGAAGCAUGCUCUUGUUUCUGUUUUGCUCUCAUAUUCUCUAUGUGCAGACAAGUGAUGCAAAGAAAAGGACAGCUUGGCUUUUUUAUUUGUAAUGAAGUUGGUUUUCAUGUAUUCUGUUAUUUGUCUUUACCAUGAUCAAACCAAUGAUGGUUCCACCUUGAUUUUUGUUUUUCAUUUUCUUUAAAAGACAGAGAAGCUAAAGCAUUAGGUGUGUUGAAUCUAUCCUCUCUCCUCCCAGCACUCCAUUACUGAGACUUAAUGAAAACGAGCUGAUUGAUGGGAGAAGGCUUGAAAGAGACAUUUGAGCCAACCUCUUGAAAACAGAACUAUAAAGACAAGAAAGAUGCACCUGUUGGACCUGGUUUCUGUCUUUUCUUAGAGCUGUCAAGUCGGUGUAUAAAGAAAAUGAAAAUGGAAGAUCUGCAAAAGGAUGGCAAACACUACACUUCCUCUUUUCUUAAAUGACAAAAUUAGACUCUAGUCUCAUGGGAAAGAGACUCCUGUCUCUUGGUCUCACAAAGAUCUGAUUGUCUGAGAACUGGUUAUCUCCACGUACUUCUCUUUCUUUUCUUUUCUUUGAAUUUAGCUGAACUAGUCUUAUCCAUGUUACUUAAGACAGUGGCUGACAUCCCUCGAUGGGUCUUGGACAAGGAGCACUUCUGUAGCGUCUCUAUGGCCAGCUCUACUCUUCUGAACAUAAUGAAUUAGAUUAAGAAAUGUGGAAUCUUUUUGGAGCAUGUGACAUGAAUACAGUGAAUUGUCUGGUUAUGGAGCGCAAUCUCGUUAGUGCAAAACAACCAGAGGCUUUUGGUCAUGUAUGUUUUUGUUGUUGACCUGAUACGGGCUUAGUCAGACUGGUGUGAGUUCUCUCCUCAACUGGAGAUGGAAAGUUUUGUCACCUUCUGCUUUUUGGUUUUUCCUGUCAGAACAGUUUGUUCAGCACAGACUGACAUUAUUAUGACUUCCCUAAGACGUUCUUGAUUUUUGAAAGUUCAUCUGCUUGUGAAUCUUUUGACCUAAGAACAAGCUGCAGUGUCAGCAUGUCAAGACGCUGGUUAGGAUUGGUGGAUCAGACCAAAGUUAAGCUUUUAGAUAAUUAACAGUGUUUUCUGCAAAAUAUUAGUAUUUUUGUUUUUUUGUUUUUGGAUCAUUGUCUUAGAAAAGACAACACAGGUUGACAAGCGAACUAAAUCCUCUGGCAGCAACAUUUUUUCACACAUCAAUCUUCUGCUAAAUUAACAAUCACCAUCUAAAUAAAUUAAAACUUGUUGACAUUACUAUAGAAGCUUUAACUACUGGGAAAUGAAUCUGCAGACAUAUACCGAGAUGGGCACUGGAAAAUUGGCAGCAGAUGCUCCUGAUACAUCUUCCAGUGCUCGAUUAGGAUGGGGUCUGAGGUUUUGGAGGCCUCUCUUGUGGUUUGGACUCUUUGAGUUCAACUAAAAUCGUGAAUACAGCUUCCCAAGAGUUCUUAGCGACACACAAAUGAACUUCAGCUCUUUACUUUGAAGAAGUCCUGAAGGUGUUGGGUUACAUCAUGACACCUACAGAGCUUGAACAUCAAAUCACUGUUUGCACCAUGUGAUAUGGUUGAAGACUGUGGGAAAAGCAUCUCCAGUGGAGCCUGAGGUGUUUUAGUGCGACAUGUGAACGUAUGAAAUUAAAUGUUUAUGUGGUUGCUCACGCAUUAGGUCACAUUUCCCAACUGGACAAUGCACAAAAAUCUAAUUUCAUUUGAAUUAUUUUUUUUUUAUAGUUUCUUCUUUCACUGUGGUUGCGAACCUUUAAGAUUGUAACGCAUCAUGCAUCACCAGAUGUGCUCACUCUUACAAUAUGGUUAUGUGUUACUUGGGGUGAAAACAAUCCCGUAGGCUUUAAAGUGACACUUGACCCUUUGCCGACCUGAAGGGGCUUUACGUUGCAGCAUCCUGCUAUAGAUACGCGGUCAGGUUGGGUGCCCUGACAUAUAUCUGUUGUGGUAAGAGGAGACACAUGAGAACAAAGGCCUUUCACCCUCCAGCCAGUUUGUCUGUCAUCUGAACAUUGUGGGUCUCCUUUUAGACCACACCAAAUGACUCACCUGUAGAUCUGCACACACCUGUGCAUGCAUUUGCAUCCUUGUAAAGCACAUGUGGAUGAGUAUCUGCAGGCAUACAAAGACAUGGAAAUAAACCACCCCCUUAUCUCUCCCAUACACACAUACACACACAAAUACGUGCACAAACAGUAGCUGUAGCACAUGGAUGGUAUUACAGCAGUGAAAUGAGAGUCGCAGCCAUGAUACAGCCAUUUCUUAGUUACACACAGACUUGGUUUUGGGGUUGUGAGUGUGGCUGCAAGAGAACAUUUAUAUAUAUAUAUGUGUAUAUAUAUAUAUAUAUAAGAGGCGAGGGACUUUCUGAGAAUGAUGCACAAAAAUGCUACUGGUUAGAGACGAAAACACACACUGAGCCUCAUUUAUUCAUUUAGAUAUCGAUGUCUCAGUUCACACACAUUACUCCCGCUCUAUGCAUGCACACACACUCCUGCCUAAUACCACUUCUCGCAGGAGAUAAAGGUCUUAGUUACUCGCCCGGCUUUGGCUUUCUUUUCUUUCUUUAAUGAAACGAGAGAAGCGGUGAUUAAUGAAAAACUGUUGAAGGGGUAAUUUGAUGGAAUCCGUUUUUUCUUUUAAAGGGGAUUUAGUGGAUAUUUCCUUUAUAACAAUCGCCUCACUGGGAUGGCGAAAGGAAUAAAAGAUGCUACUCAUUGCUUCCAAAUCCAACAGACAGACACUCUGAUUCUCCUCUUCCUCUGUCUCGUCGACGAAGUGGGUCAAAAUAACAUUCUUCACAUCGAAGCGAGCCUUAUGAUAGUUUCCAUCUUAUCUGGUGUGUGUAUGUGUGUGUUUUUGUGUCUUAAUCCCAGCUGACUAGAUGUUUUGUUUUUUCUUCUUUGUGAACUAAAGGUCCCCCCUGCUUCUCCUAUCCUGGGAAGCUGCCUUGUCAAUGAUUUCAUUUCCUCUUUUUACUUGAUCCCUGAUAGGACAGAAUAUCCUUAAAAUGAACCUUUUUAACCCAUGAUACUCUUCAUAGUACUUUAAAAACUUAGAUGCAUGACAUUUUGUUUCUUGUUUACUACUUGAAAGCACCAGACUGUUGGUUUAGUAGAUUUUGGCUCAACUACGCCAUCUUUCAUUAAACUUUGCGCUUAACAGGGAACUGAUUUGAUUCAAACGAAUGAUCCUGCAACUAACCCACAUGUUGAAUCCAAGUUUCAAAGCCAGGCCAAAGGGGUGACCUGGGAGGAGCUAGAGUCUCGUGAUAACUGCACCAUGAUUUCCAUUCAGAUCCACCAUUUGAUUCAUCUAAAAAAAAAAAACUGAUGUUUUAGGUUCUGAUCAAAGCCGCUGUUGGUCAAAAAGCUUCAGCUUGUGAAAGUGAAUCAAACCAGUUCUCUGUCAGUCAAAAACCAUUUAACACAAAUUCUCUGGAAAAAUAAAUGAAUGUUAUUGUCGGUUAUUACUGGAACAGCUCUGAAUGUUAGAGGAUGUUUCGCAUCAGCUGUUUCUGACUCAUCUAUGAAGUGUCAUUGAACGGGUGAAACAAUGAUUGUCUUUUUAAACAUUUCUGUAAAUGCUGCCUUAUCAGAAAGUGCCACCAAAACCCAGAAUUUUUCUUUCUUUUUUUCCAUUAAAAUAAAUCUUAUAUAAAAUCUAAUAUAAAACUAAAUGGUUCCCACAAUCAGUAAAGUGGAAUUACUGUUUUUCAUUAAACACAUUGAUUCAAGUGUUGUGAAAACCUCUGACAUGAGCAGACGCAUCUGUUAACAGGCUGUUAUGAGAUUCAUCCUUGGCAGUAAAAAUAUUGAAAAUAAUAAAUACUUAUAAAUGCUGCCAAAUAUACUGUGGAAGCACUCUGCACUGAUUUAAUCCAUCUUUAUCACACUUGCAUUCCUUUCAGUCUGUGGAUUAAACUUUCUUCUUCAGCUCUGGUCACAGUUUAACUCCUGAUGAUGAAAUUAUCAUUAUUCAAAGAUGAUUUUUUAAAAGCACUUUUGCUCACUGGCUCCCACUUGUACAUCUAUAUGAAUAUGUAAAUGUCUGAGAUCAUAUUGGAAGAAAAAUGCUUGUAUUUUUGUUACAGCUCUAACGUUUGUGGGAAAAUAAAGAAAUGAAAAC